This is a messenger RNA of Phoenix dactylifera (date palm), 549 nucleotides long. The record is from RefSeq and is a predicted model, not a curated record. NCBI's taxonomy places the organism in Eukaryota, Viridiplantae, Streptophyta, Magnoliopsida, Arecales, Arecaceae.
AUGGAAGAAGUUUGGAAGGAUAUCAGUCUAAGCACCAUCCACGAGGGCACGGAAGCCAACCGCACCACCACUACCUCCUUCGAAGGCAUCAUCGUUCAAGACUUGCUGGCUAAGACCUUCAAAGAACCAUCCCUUGCUUCAGCUCCCUUUGGUGACCUUUGUCCACCUCCAUUCUCCGGCCUCAGCUUGAACUCUGGCCACCUCGUGGGCUAUCCCCACCCCAACAAUCCUGAUAGUAAUAGUGGUGCUUCCCCUGCUGGCUUCUUUGCCUACUGCUCCAAGAAGAGAGCAUCAGAGCAGCAGAUGGAAGCGGGCUUUGGCAAUGGCAAUGGCAAUGGCAAUGGCGCGGAUCGACGGAAGAAGAGGAUGAUCAAAAACCGGGAGUCAGCGGCUCGUCGUUGGAAAUGGGCUUAUACACAAGAGCUUAAGCAGGCGGCGGCUCAUCUGCUGGAUGAGAACAGAAGGCUCAAGUACGAGUUGAGUUUGGCAAUGGAAACUCCGCCCCCUACCAAGCGCACGCUACAGCGGACCUCAACAGCUCCAUUUUGA